This is a messenger RNA of Oldenlandia corymbosa var. corymbosa, 669 nucleotides long. Lineage: Eukaryota; Viridiplantae; Streptophyta; Magnoliopsida; Gentianales; Rubiaceae. The record is from the annotation of a GenBank genome assembly.
AUGGGCUGCAGAGUGCACGACAAGAAGAAUGCAAACUCCAAUUGGGUAAUCUACUUGUGCGUGGAGGAUGCGUGCAUCUUUGAAGAAGCAUGGUCUGUGCCAAUUGUGUACUGGGUUGAUUGUCACAAUUGCGUUGGAUUAACUAGAGGAAAUGACCAUCGCAAUUUGACGUCGAAGUUAAUAGCCAAACUUAUAAGGCGUAGUGUUGAAAAUGAUCCUGGUUUUAAGGUGAAGUCAAUCAGGGCUGCUGUGAAGACAGCUUAUAAUGUGGAUGUGAAGUACAAGAAGGCAUGGAAUGCAAGCAGGAAAGCCAUCGAAGCGUGUUAUGAUCGGCAUAAGGGGAUACUCAGUGUACUGAAAAAUAUUGUCGAUCUGUGGCUUGAACCAUAUUAUGGAUACCACAGAGCUGUGGUGGAAUCGACUUUGGCGAAAACAACUAAGUUCUUCCGUGAUCAGUAUGCAGAUGUCUUGAAGUGCAAUACUCCUAUUAGAGAUAAGUAUUGGAAGAAAUUCUGUAAGUACGAGAAUAUAGAAGCAACUCACAAAGUGGAGCUGUACGAUUUCCAGAACCAAGUAUAUGGGGUCAUUACAGGUUGGCGUCGUAUAGGGAAAGGUGGAAAUGAACACAAAGUAGAAUACAUGGAUUGGUGUUGUUCAUGCAAGAAGUGA